GUGCACAUAUCAAAGAAACCACACUUACCGAGUUAAACUUACACACAGGUGUUCGGAGCAUGCUAGAUAGCUAAUUAGUACAGGUGGUCACCUCUUGGCUUCCAUCUGUUUUCCCUAAACAAGCGCUGUAACGUGGAGAUGUGGCCGUAUGGGAACACGUUAUCAAGGUAUACAGACAAGGAGGCGUGCAAAGUUUACCAUCCGUACAGUAGGUGGCGGCAUGCAUCUCUAAUGAUUGUUUGCGGACCGCCAUAAUACCAUAGAAGAAGAAGGUUAUUUCGGUCGAGGAACGUCACCUGCGUCUGUCUGUAAGGUGUUCCGAAGCCAGGGAAGGGAUGACCGGAGAAACGGAGGCUGAUAUACCUGAAACGGGAGCAGUCUUCACCUUUGGGAAGAGCAAGUUUGCUGAUAAUGUGCCCAGUAAAUUCUGGCUGAAGAAUGACCAUCCAGAGGAAAUCUCAUGUGGGGGGGAUCACACAGCUGUCAUAACAGGCCAUGGCAGGCUGUUCAUGUUUGGAAGUAAUACCUGGGGUCAGCUAGGACUUGGGUCAGAGAUCAAUGUCAACAUCAACAAGCCCACCGCUGUGAAAGCGUUGAAGUCUGAAAAAGUUAAGUUUGCAUCAUGUGGGAGAGACCACACAAUAGUGUGCACAUGGAGUGGGCGUGUUUAUGGUGCUGGCAGUAACCAGGAGGGGCAGCUUGGUUUGGGACACUGUGACGACACAAACACCUUCCACCUGCUUCAUCCUUUCUCUGACCAUGCACCAAUAAAAAUGCUUGCUGCUGGCUGCAACACCUCAGCUGCCCUGACAGAGGACGGCAGGCUGUUCAUGUGGGGUGAUAACUCUGUGGGCCAGAUCGGUCUGGGCACAGAGAGCUACACCUCAGAGCCCAGAGAUGUGAUGGUGGGACAGCCAGUGACCUGGGUGUCUUGUGGAUACCACCACUCAGCGUUUGUCACAGUGGAUGGGGACCUCUACACGUUUGGGGAGAGUGGGAGCGGAAGACUGGGUGUAUUCCCAGACCAGCUAGCCAAUCACAGAGUCCCUCAGCGUGUGGAAAGCAUCCAGGAUCCAGUCAUCCAAGUGUCCUGUGGAGGGGAGCACACAGUGGCACUCACAAAGGACAAUGUGUACGCAUUUGGGCGGGGGCAGCAUGGGCAGCUAGGCCAUGGGACCUUCCUGUUCGAGGUACCUUUGCCAAAAGCACUGGACCACUUCCGGAAUGGCAGAGUCAGUCACGUAACCUGUGGAGAGAACCACACUGCAGUGAUCACAGACAGUGGGAUUCUAUACACCUUUGGGGAUGGUCGCCAGGGUAAACUAGGACUGGGGGAAGAGAACUUCACAAACCAGUUCAGACCAACACUGUGCCCACGCUUCCUCAAAUACAGUGUCCAGUCAGUGGCAUGUGGCGGCUCUCACAUGCUGGUGCUGGCUAUGCCCAGACUCCCAGAGGUUGAGGAAGUGGUGAUAGAGGAGGAUGAUGUUACAGAGAGCAUUCUGGAGUCUCUGGAGACCUACACCGAGCUGCUCCUAAUGGACCCCUCCUUCCUGAUGCCCAACCCACAGACCACACCUCCUCUCUGGACCCUGUCUGCUAGGGCCCGCCGCAGGGAGAGGGAGAGUUCUCCAGAGCAGUUUGGCCAGAUGUUCCGUAACCUUCCGCCUCUGAUGUCAGGCUUCCUCAACGCCUCCCUGCCCCUGUCCAGAAAUAUCCGCAUCUCCAGAACACCAUCUGAAGACCCCUGCACCUCCUCACUGUCCUCCAAUCCCUCCUCAAAUGACCCCCCCAGCCCCUCACUCUCCCUUAAAUCCAGAUCCAAAACCCCAUUAACACCGUCACCCAUGUUCAUAUUCCCAGACCCUCCUAGCCCUUCACUCUCCUCCAAGUUCUCCCCUAAGAAGAGGCCCAGCCCAAAAUCCCCCAAAUAUGCAUCUAAAGAACACCUCACCCCCCCACAGUCCUUUAAAUCCACACAUAAACUCAUCCCCACCCCCUCAGUGUCCCCUAAACCCUCCUCUGUAAAGCCCACAGAUGACAACCAAUCCCCCAAAACGCUGUCUGAGGGUCCCACCACACCACAGACAGAGAGGACCAAGGACACUGUGAUAGAAGCAACUGACAGCCGGAUGCUCAUUGAGAAUUUAGAGAAGAACAUGGAUGAAGAGGACAAUAAAGACAUGUUGCCAGACCUGGCAUUACCAUCAGGGGGAGAUUUUGGCGAUGAGACUGGGACUACAUCUGCAGAACAGAAGGAUAAGGGACAUAAAAAGGGUCGGGCUCUGAGGAGAGCUGUUAAGGAAGCAGAAAUGAAGGUUGAACAAGCCCCGGCCAACAGGAAGCCGCAGCUACUUUCCCAUAAGGCCCUUCCUACCGAGCUUCUGAGAGGCUCCAGCUUGAGUUCAUUAAAGGCAGAGGGCACGCCCCCAAAGAGCCCCAAAUGCUUAAUGAACCCUCAGACCCCAGCCAGCGGCAAGGAAAACAUUGCCUUGACAGCAGAAAAUUCUGGCAUCAAAGUGAACACCAGUAAACUGGCAGGUAGUAAUCUGCAAAGCACAGGUAAAGCAGGGUCUAAACCAAUUUCACCAGCAAAGAAACAAAGCAAGUUAUCCGUAUCGAAACCUAGCACUCCUACACACAGCCAGAUCCAGAUAUCCGUGUCUAAACCCAGCACUCCAAAACAUGGUCAAAACAAACCGUCUGAAUCUAAACCCAGCACUCCAAAACAUGGUCAAAGCAAACCGUCUGAAUCUAAACCCAGCACUCCAAAACAUGGUCAAAACAAACCGUCUGAAUCUAAACCCAGCACUCCAAAACAUGGUCAAAACAAACUGUCUGAAUCUAAACCCAGUACUCCAAAACAUGGCCAAAGUAAGCUGUCUGAGAUGAAUAAAGGUACAGAGAUGAAAGGUAAAGGCCCUGUAAAAGUUCAAGGUAAAGAGGCUUUCAAAGACAAGAAAUCUAAAAUUGCAGAGGAAUAUACUAAAACAAUUGAAGUUCAAAAUAAACCACUUCAAGAGAUCAGGUCCCCUCCAGUCAAAGUUAAAGGGAAACCUGUGGAAAAGGAAACAACUCCAAUUAAGGCUACUGCUGAAACCAUUCCUUUGAAAGUAAAGAGCAUUCCCAAGAAGAUUAUAGAUGAUAACAAACCAUCUGAAUGUAAAGGCACUCCAAUAAAAGGAAAAAAGAAGGCAAAAGAGGUGAAUGAAGAGAAGAUGGAAGAGUCUAUUACUUUCAACGAGUCAGGGACAAUAGUGGGGAACAAAAUGGCAGUUAAUGAAAAAGAAAGUGCACCCACCAAAACAAAAAAUGUGCCCAAACCAAAAGAUGUUGAAGCGAAACUAACUGAGUUAGAGGGAGUCCCAGUGAAACUGAAAAGCAAGCCGACAGAGGUUUCCAGCCAAGCAGUCUUAGUAGAACCUACCUCAAAGGCCAAAUCACCAGUCACAUCACUCUCAUUAUCAGAUGCACUACCUCAAAAUGCUGGAGAUAAGAAGUCAACAAAGUCACUGGUUGUCUGUCAGGUCAUGGAUAGAGUGGAGGUCCCAGGGGAAGAUGCCUUAGAUGAAUCCCAGAAGGGGAAGCCUAGCUGGGGAGGAUUUCUCAGCGAUGCAGCCUCUCUCCUUCCAGAUGUGGGGAUGGCGGGGACAGCCAUGGGGGUCCUGAGUGAGGCGGUGACGAGCGUGAGGGAGAUUCAGUCGGAGAGUGACACAGACACUUCUAUCCCUCCUCGGCGGUCCAGCCGGGUAGAGAGGUUCACCAAACAGAGCGCCAUCACCCAGCCAUCCUCCACAUCACCCUCUUCUUCAACAUCAGAUCCAAGCACAGCUGAGCAAAGCAAGAGGACUGACGCCCGCAUCGGCACCCUCAGGAAUUCUGAUCAGGAAGUGGGGAGCAGGAUUAUUGAGAAGGACCCAGAAACCACAGAGGCUGCUAGCGAGAGGUCAGGGGGUCAGGCCAAGGUCGAUUAUGAUGAGAACUCUAGUAGUCAAAGUUCGGGAGCUGAGGAUGAUGAAGAUAAAGAGUCCACAAAGAGACAUGGAGAUGGGACAGAAAUGGAGAGCACCAAACAAGAGGAAAAAGAGGAUUACAGAAGUGUUAAGGGUCUGGAAGAUAACAGUGAAGACAGUGAUACUGUGGCCAGCGGAGAGGGAGAGGAGGGUAGAGAAGAAAAGAGUGAAGAGAGCGAGGGCGCAGAGGCAGAAGAAAAGAGUGAAGAGAGCGAGGGCGCAGAAGAAGAAAAGAGUGAAGAGAGCGAGGGCGCGGAAGAAGAAAAGAGUGAAGAGAGCGAGGGCGCGGAAGAAGAAAAGAGUGAAGAGAGCGAGGGCGCGGAAGAAGAAAAGAGUGAAGAGGGCGCGGAAGAAGAAAAAGAGGAAGAGAGCGAGGGCGCGGAAGAAGAAAAGAGUGAAGAGAGCGAGGGCGCGGAAGAAGAAAAGAGUGAAGAGAGCGAGGGCGCGGAAGAAGAAAAGAGUGAAGAGGAUGCGGAGGUGGAGGCGGAAGAAGAAGAAGAAACGAGUGAUAGUGUGGGGACAGGAGAGGGGGCGGAGGAAGACGAGAGGUGUGAGAGUGAGGGGACAGGAGAGUGGGAACAGGGAGAGAAGAGUGAUAGUGAUGCGACUAUAAAGGGGGAGGAGGAAGAAGAGAAAAGUGAUGAGGGCGCAGUACAGGGGGAGGAGAAAGAAGAGAAGAGUGAUAGUGAGGGGACAAGUGAUGGGGAGGAGAGCAAAGAGAGUGAUUCUGAGUGGAGAGGAGGAGAUGAGUGA
Messenger RNA from Oncorhynchus tshawytscha (Chinook salmon), 4766 nucleotides. Its product is annotated as nascent polypeptide-associated complex subunit alpha, muscle-specific form. NCBI's taxonomy places the organism in Eukaryota, Metazoa, Chordata, Actinopteri, Salmoniformes, Salmonidae. Bases 336 to 4766 code for a protein of 1476 amino acids. The record is from RefSeq and is a predicted model, not a curated record. The transcript has 17 exons.